Molecule: messenger RNA, 1077 nt
Organism: Arachis stenosperma
Lineage: Eukaryota; Viridiplantae; Streptophyta; Magnoliopsida; Fabales; Fabaceae
Product: transcription factor MYB35-like
Exons: 3
Coding region: 1-1077 (358 amino acids)
Source: RefSeq, a predicted model, not a curated record
AUGGUGAGGUCUCAGGGCUAUGACAAAAUUAGUGUCAAAAGGGGUGUUUGGAGUCCAGAAGAAGAUGCAAAGAUAGUUGCAUUUGUGUCAAAGCAUGGACCUAGUAACUGGACUUCUGUCCCAAAAAAAGCGGGGCUCAAGAGGUGUGGAAAGAGUUGCAGGUUCCGGUGGACUAAUUAUCUCAGACCUGAUCUUAAGCAAGACACGUUUACAUCCCAGGAAGAAGAUCUAAUCAUUAAGCUUCACGCAGCCAUAGGAAGCAGGUGGUUCAUAAUAGCCCAGCAACUCCCUGGGAGAACAGACAAUGAUGUGAAGAACUACUGGAACACAAAGUUGAAAAAGAAGCUCUCUCAAAUGGGAAUAGACCCUGUUACUCAUAAGCCAUUCUCAAAGCUAAUUGCUGAUUAUGGAAACAUUGAGGGUUCUCAUAGCCAAAAACCAACUAACCAAACUAGCUUUAUCAACAACAAAGACUUAAAAAGAAGUUCAAUUCUCUUAAAUCCAGAGCCAUACCAAACCCUGAAACCACAGGGGAUUAUAUCUAGAAUCACUAAUAAUAAUAAUAGCCAACAACAAACCCUGCAAAUGGAACCAAUUACUGAUAAGACUAAUCUUUCAUUUAACUCCUUAACGGAUCUUACAAUGAUGCCAACGGUGAUAGGUUCAAGAGAUUGUGGCAUAAUGACUGAGAAUGAGACCAUUACUUCUUCGUCUUCUUCAAGUUGUUCCACUCCAGAUCAAGACGCCUCGCCGGUGGCAUCACAUUUCCGUUGGAAUGACUUCCUUCUAGAAGACGCCUUUGUGCCAACUGCCGAUAACAAUGAUCAAGAAAUGGUGAAGGCUGGUUUCUUGUCAAAGGAGUUACUUGUAUGCCGAAUUGAGAAUGUGUCCCGACAAAGUUGGAACAACAAAGAAGCAAGGUCACAACAUGAAGCAAUAAGCAAUGACUUUCAGCUCUCGUCAUCAUCGACGUCAUCAUCUUCCUAUGAAACUUCGUUUGUAGAAGCCAUGCUUGAUCAAGAAAAUGAGAUGUUUCUGAACUUUCCUCACCUAAUGGAGGAACCAUCCCACUACUAA